This is a messenger RNA of Belonocnema kinseyi, 1021 nucleotides long. Its product is annotated as venom allergen 5-like. Lineage: Eukaryota; Metazoa; Arthropoda; Insecta; Hymenoptera; Cynipidae. The record is from RefSeq and is a predicted model, not a curated record. The coding region runs from base 79 to 774 and encodes 231 amino acids. The transcript is spliced from 5 exons. Gene Ontology annotation, cellular component: extracellular region.
AGCAGAGCGGAUAUAAAGGCAUACAGCAAAACAGUGUUUUCAUUGUUGAGUAACAACUGCUUGUUCUUUUGCUAGGAAAUGCACAAAGCGAAACGUAUAGCUGAAAAUAUGGUAUUUUUACGCGAUUUAAAUUUUUUAUUUAUGAUGGCUGUGUUUCUCGUGCUGUCUAGUGCACAAGAAGAUUAUUGCGGUAUUUGUGCACAUCAUACCAUGUGUUUGUACAAAAAUACACAACCAAUAUGUACUGAAAAAUCGUAUGAUCUUACAUCUGAACAAAAGGAUGAAAUAGUUAAUAUACAUAAUAAGGACAGGCAAAAGGUGGCUUCUGGAAAUGAAAAACAAGGAAAUCCUGGUCCACAACCACCUGCGAAGAAUAUGCCAAAUCUUGAUUGGGAUACCGAGCUGGCACUUAUAGCACAGACAUGGGCAAAUCAGUGCACGUUUGCCCACGAUGAGUGCAGGGCAGUUCGUCGUUUUUCUGUUGGUCAAAAUGUGGCAAUGAUAGCAACUACAGCAGAAACCGCUCCAGGAUUAGAGGACUUAAUUAAAAUGUGGUACGACGAAGUGGCUUUAUUUGACUUUAAUCAGGUCGAAUACGUUACAAACUUCAAUGGAGUUGGCCACUAUACCCAAAUGCUGUGGGCCAACACCACCAUAAUUGGCUGUGGAUACGUGAAUUAUCAGGAAGGAGAUAAAAAUACAGUAUUGCUCGUUUGUAAUUACGGUCCUGCGGGUAAUUACGUAGGCGAAAAAAUGUACGAAAUUCGUAGUUAGAAAUUAUAUAUUCAGACCAUGCAUCAUACAGGAGAAAAAAGACCAGACCCAUAAAAUUCUCAAUGGAAACAGAAAAAUCUUAUCGGAAAAAUAAAUGUAAUUAUAUAGAAAUCACUAAAUACAGGAUUCAACUUAUUUUAAAAUUUUACAGAAUUUACACUAAAUGAAUGAAGUAUACUAAUAUAUUAUAAAUAAAUGUUAAACUUAAGUCCACUUUUCAACAACAUAAAGUUUUCUUCAAAAUUCA